GAGUCGCCAAAACUGUUGACGUGCCAAAAUGGAUGGAGUCGCCAUCUAUCCAAAUGAGGAAGGAAUUGCAAGCCUUAUUUUGGAGAUGUGUGAAGGCACUGAAUGAGGCAAAAUUUAAUGCAGCCUUAGUAGAGUUAGGCAAAUUGAAGCCUGCAGCAAGGGAUGACAUAAUGAAUGUGGAUCCCAAGCACUGGAGCAGAGCUUUUUUCAAAGCCGAAAUUAAGUCAUCUGUGGUUGACAAUAACAUGUGUGAGGUGUUCAAUGCCUUACUUGUUGAUGCACGACACAUGGCACUAAUUUCUAUGAAUCAAGAAAUGAGAGCUAUGUGUGCAGCAAGAACUGUUGGUAGGAGAGAGUUUGGUUCUGCUAAGUUUGUGGGAGAAUUUGGGCCUAAGAUUUGGACUAAGAUUGUACGGAAUAGGGAAGGUAGCAAGAAAUGCAAAGUCCUAUGGCCUGGUGGAGGUGGUUUUGAAGUUGAGGAUUACAUGAAUAGUAAAAAUAAAGUCAAUUCAGGCAGAAACACUUAUAUUGUAUAUUUGGAAGAUAGAAAAUGCACCUGUAGGUAUUGGGAUAUAUCUGGGAUUCCUUGUAGACAUGCCAUGACUGUAUUGAGUUUAAAAAAACUGAGAGUUGAAGAAUAUGUUUCAGAUUGGUACAAGUUAUCAAGAUUUAGGGCCUCUUAUGCAUAUGAGGUACUAGUUGUUGAAGGCAUGAAUCAAUGGACACCAACAGGGAUGCCAGCCAUACAGCCACCUGCACCACGGAAGAUGCUUGGCAGGCCUAAGAAAAAAAGAAAUCUUGAAGAAUGGGAAGGAAAGAGAAAAAUGGGAAGACAAGGAAGACAAAUAACCUGCCAGAAAUGCUUCCAAAAAGGUCACAAUUCCAGAUCGUGUAAAGGCCAACCGCCGAAUCCACCUCAUGGAGAAGACAACCUGCCACGCAUUGCUGAGGAAGAACUAGUGAACAUGACCCAAGAAGAUCCUCCAGUGAGUCAUGUAGUCAACCCAACUCCACCAGUUCAACAAGCCACAGCUCCCACUACAAGAAAGAAAGAGAGAGCUAGAAGCGCUGAUCGGCUAGUAAUGGAAGAAGGCAGAAAAGAGAGCAAGGAAAAAUACCCAACCCCAACCCAGCAAGAGGAUUCACCAUCUGCACCUCUAUCUGAAACCCAUUCACAAUCCACAAAAACACAAAAAGUCAAGCAUGCCUAUCCAAAAGGGAAGGGGAAGCAACAAUUUGAAGGUUUUGGAACAUAUGUGAAUCUGAAUACAGGUUUUUCCAAAUUAAAUCCUGGACAUAAAAGUGAAAGAAUUUUGUCGUUUGGAUAUGCACCAACAACACAUGCACCAACAACACCUGCACCAACAGCACCUACACCAACAGCACCUACACCAAUAGUACCUACACCAAUAGUACCUACACUACCUAUAGUACCUACACUACCUGCACCAAUGGCAGCUCCAUCUAUAACAGCAACAACUCCCUCAGGAAGCAGUAGGCGCAGUAGGCAAUUUGUUACUGCCACUAACUUACAAGCACAAUUAUGGGAAAAAAGAAGGCAAAAGGAAGGGCAAAAGGAAGAAGAAGCACUUGGUCGUUGGGCAGAGUUAUUGACUAAAAUUCACACAGAUAAACAGUCAAACGUUUAGACUGUGAAGUUAUUAUGUGUUGUUUGCAUGGAUGCUUCUUUUUUGGACAGAUUAGGGUGUGUAUUGCCUGGAUGAUUGUUUUUGGACUGCCACCCCUGUUGAGUGUAAAGCUUUUUGUUGUGUGUUUAGGGUGUGCUUCUAUUUUGGACAGAUAAAGGUGUGCUUCUGUUUUGGACAGAUAAAGGUGUGCUUCUGUU
Molecule: messenger RNA, 1846 nt
Organism: Rubroshorea leprosula
Lineage: Eukaryota; Viridiplantae; Streptophyta; Magnoliopsida; Malvales; Dipterocarpaceae
Source: the annotation of a GenBank genome assembly